AUGGCCCGACAGUCCAUGCGCAAGUCGCGACCUGUUGCAGCGGCUGUUGCCGCUGCUCUUGGUGCUUGCUACCUGACCACUGCCUUCGUGAUGCCGCCGGCAGAAGAAGGCCCCGCGGCAGCGGGGCGGCGUGAGGCCUUGCUGGGCCUGGCAGGCGCAGCCGCGACCCUGUCCUCGCAGCCGGCGGAAGCAUUCGAGGGAGCAGGCCAAUGGAUGGGCUACUACGCUGACCCUCAGCACCCAAUGUGCCCGCGAAAGAUCGUCUACGAGUAUGACCUCUACGACAAGGCGCAGAUGAUGGUGGAUGGAGGCGACGGCAACCCUGGGUGCGAGAAGAAGGUGCUCUCGAGGUGGACGGCCAAGGUCGACUGGAAGGCAGGCUCAGACGAGAUUACCAUCGACUUCAGCAAGAAGGGCGGACCCGCUGGCGUUGUUGGAAAGUGGGACACUGACGGAAUCGUCUUCCCGGACGGCAACAAGUGGAAGAAGAUCAUCUCCUACAACACUGGCAACGGCCAGGGGAUCUGA
Symbiodinium necroappetens is the source of this 528-nucleotide messenger RNA. Lineage: Eukaryota; Dinophyceae; Suessiales; Symbiodiniaceae. The record is from the annotation of a GenBank genome assembly.